UCUCUUGGCUCGCGUGCAGCUUACACCGACCUCUCGUCAGUCGUAUCUGGCGAAUCGAUAGCCUUCGCUCCUGUACUCCAAAUUCUAACCGAGGGAGCCAAGGCUCGUGAUAUCUUUUUCCGUGUAAUCAAACCUGUGGCUUUUUUUUUCGGUGGUGUUGUUCUUUCUGGUUGCGAAACGAUCGGCACUGGUUACACUAUGGCGAACCGCAGUGACGUCGUACAUCUGAAAUCAUCGUCAGCAGUCUCGAACUACCUGCGGGACGAGAUGGAGAGCUCCUCGUUGAUAAUCGACUACCUGAUCUUCAUAUCGUUCAUAGCCUUCUCCUUCGUGAUUCCGUUGUGGGGCAAGUUCAGGGCCCGCAAAAAGACGGAGACAAAGGCCGAUUACGUGUUCGCCAGUGGCUCGGGUGUCUCGAUGGGCGCGAUGAUGCUGUCGAUAGCUCGGGGCACCCUGGGCGUGCGCUCCUUCCUCGGCUACCCAUCGGAGCUCUACUACCGAGGCAGUGCCAUGUGGGAGACCCUCUACGGUAUGCUGUUGGCCUACCCGAUCGUCUGCUUCGUCUUUGUCCCGGUGUACUACAGCCUCGGGAUCACCUCCGUCUAUCAGUAUCUGUUUAUGAGGUUCAAAUCGAAGCUGGUACGAUGUCUCGCCAGCUUUUCCUACGUCAUCCGGAGCCUCUUGAACGUUUCUGUCACGGUAUUCACUCCCUGCGUCGCCUUGAAAACCGUCAUAGGUCUACCCUACUGGGCCAGCAUCUGUGGCAUCACGGCCAUAUCGAUCGUCUUCACCCUGAUGGGAGGACUGAAAGCAGCGAUACUGUCCGACGUCAUCCAAGGCCUAACGAUGAUCGGCGUCUCGAUCAUAAUUAUCCUUCACGGAACCGUAGAUGCCGGUGGUUUUAGUACCGUUGUUAACGUCACCAGCGAACGCGGCCGACUCGAUUUCUUCAACUUCGACUUGGACCCGACCAUCCGAGUGACCACCAUAUCCGCCAUCGUGGGCCAACUGUUUAUGAGCCUCUCCAUAUUUGGUUGCCAGCAGAACUUUGUCCAACGAUACUGCAGCAUGAGCAGCCAAAGGAAAGUCGUCAAAACCAUGAUGGCCAACAUCCCCGUGAUAACGGUGCUGUUCUCCCUGUCGUGGGUUGUUGGCAUGGUGAUAUUCGCCAACUACGCCGACUGCGACCCCAUGAGCCUGGGCUACACGUCAAAGUUCGACGAGAUCGUGCCCUUCUACGUCGAGGACAAGUUCGUCUACCUCCCCGGGCUCCUCGGCUUAGUCAUGGCAACCCUCUUCAACAGCUCCCUCACCAUAACCGUGUCCAUCCUCAACUCCCUGGCCACCGUCACCUUCGAGGACUUUCUCAGCCAAAUCCCCGCCCUGAGCAACCUCAAGGACAUCCAGCAGCUGAAGAUCAUCAAGGCCCUGGCGGUCUUUUACGGCUUCCUCGUCAUCGGCGUCAGUUUCCUCGUUGGUAUGCUCUCGGGUGUCAUCGAGUCGUCCAUGCUGAUGACCUCGGCGACCUCCGGCCCGCUGCUCGGGGUCUUCGUGCUGGCCAUGCUGGUGCCCUGCGCCAAUUGGAAAGGAGCCGCAGCCGGUAUGAUCUUCAGCCACGUGACGACUCUGUGGCUGACGUUUGGCCGGCUGAGUCUCGACAUACCCACGGAAGCGUUGCCGCUGCGCACGGAUGGUUGCCGGAACGACACCUUCUCGUCGCACCUGAUGAAGUCGAAGGACGGCUUGGCGGCGGCCCAAUGGUCGAGCGCCACCAAGGACCACCUGUUCGACGACGAGACCCCCGAGACGGUUCUCGACAACAUAUACAGCAUCACGUACAUGUACUACGCCCUCAUAGGCAGCCUGUCGACGAUCAUCGUGGGCAUCGUCGUUAGCUUGCUCACCGCCGAUGCGAAGGCGGACGCCUACGAGGAGCACCUGUUGCACCCGUGGGUCCUCAAACUGUCCAAGAUGACGCCGGGGAGGCCGAGAUUGUUCACGCCGAGUUCGUGCUUCAACGAGAACAACAACAUCAAUGGCAGCGUUCCCAACGGGCUGGAGGAGUCCGCGAAGAAGAUGCAGGAGCACAGAGUCCAGGCGGACAAUGGCUACAUCGGCCGGCUCGACGCUUUGAAGAAGGUCACGCUGGAAGUGACGAACGAGGUGCAAAAGGGCACCAAAAUCUGAUGGUGCUGUGGACUACUUGUCCAUCGUUUUAUCUACCGCUGCUACUUAUCGAGACUGACACUUGAGCAAAGUGAUAAUGGUAAACGCUGGUGCUUUGGUACGUUGUUUUGACGAUCGACGAGUUAAUGGUCGCUGGGGACUCUGUGCGUGAAACGACGACACGCGCGAGAGUAUAUUUUUGUUUAAUAUAUACUUGGUGCACAGUAUUCGAUGAUAUGCGAAAUGACGAUGAGGUUUUUUUUUGUGUGUGUGGAUUAUGAUGAUUUUUGCAAUGGUGACUUGAAACGAAAACAUGAAAAAAAAAAAAAAAGAAAAAAAAAAGAAAAAAGUAAAACAACAAAAAAUACCAUGCGUUAAUGUAAGAAAGUUUGUUGAUACUCAAUUUUGUGAAGUGACUCCGGAACGCAUAUACAUAUAGGUUUAAGUAAGAUUUUUAUACAGUAGCAAUGUAGGCGUAGACUAUUUGCUUUUCGUUUGCUUGUUAAUUAGUGCUAGAUCGAUCUUAUAGGUUUGAGACUGCUUUCGCGGUGAGAUCCCUUUGUACGCACUACAGCACUUCUGUCCAUGCGAUUUGAUGUUUGAGAUUGUGGUGGUUGAGGUGCAAUACAUGGAAGGGAGUUGAAGAUGAUUUUUCGGGUGGUAAGGCAUUUCUCAACCCCCGGGGAACAUUCGGUGUCAGCCAAAGUCAACUAAAUUUUUAGGUAAAGGCCCUAACGCCUUUUUUAUUGAUAUACGGGAGUAGUACCACGUAUGCGAGAUCUGAUUUAAAGUGCUUCGUUUUCGUGCUCGCGAUAUACUGUUUUUUGAUGAUGAUGAAAAUUUAAACUUGAAAUCGAAAACACCUCUUAAGAUUUUUUAUUUUCUUAUUAAUAAUGUACUUAAUAUUUAGUUGAUGAGUGAAUUCUCAUUUGUCUCUUAACAUUCAAAUCGCCUAAAGCAUCAACGAGUGAGUAAAAA
This is a messenger RNA of Copidosoma floridanum, 3144 nucleotides long. Its product is annotated as sodium-coupled monocarboxylate transporter 2. Gene Ontology annotation, molecular function: symporter activity. Lineage: Eukaryota; Metazoa; Arthropoda; Insecta; Hymenoptera; Encyrtidae. Gene Ontology annotation, cellular component: membrane. Gene Ontology annotation, biological process: transmembrane transport; sodium ion transport. The record is from RefSeq and is a predicted model, not a curated record.